Molecule: messenger RNA, 825 nt
Organism: Juglans regia (Persian walnut)
Lineage: Eukaryota; Viridiplantae; Streptophyta; Magnoliopsida; Fagales; Juglandaceae
Product: exodeoxyribonuclease-like
Exons: 1
Coding region: 1-825 (274 amino acids)
Molecular function (GO): catalytic activity
Source: RefSeq, a predicted model, not a curated record
AUGUCUUGGAAUGUGAGAGGGAUCAAUGAAGUGAAUAAAAGGCUACAUAUUAGAUCCCUCCUCCGAAGUUGGAAAGUAGACAUUGUUUGCCUACAAGAAACUAAGUUGGAAGUUAUUUCUCUUCGCAUCAUUAGGAGCUUGUGGAGCUGUGUGCAAGUGGGAUGGCAUUACUUACCGUCCAUUGGAGCAUCCGGGGGUAUAUUAGUUAUGUGGGACAAAAGAGUGGUGGAAAAUAAGGAAAAUUUCAUGGGGGAUUAUGUGGUGGCAUGUUCGUUUAUGAAUGUCAUCGAUGGCUAUCAGUGGGCUUUUGCAGGCGUUUAUGGGCCUAAUCUUGAUCGGUCUCGAAGCUUACUUUGGGAUGAGUUGGCUGGUAUUAGCAGUUUUUGGGACUUACCUUGGUGUAUUGGAGGUGAUUUUAAUGUAACCCGUUUUCCGAGUGAGAGAUCGGGUGGUGUGGGCUACAACCAACCUAUGGUAGAUUUUUCUAACUUCAUUUCUGAGCAGAAUUUACAAGAUUUACCUCUUGCAGGCGGUUCCUUCACUUGGUCUAACAACCGAGAUCUUCCAUCUUGGUCAAGGAUAGACAGAUUUUUAAUUUCAACGGAUUGGGAGGCACACUACCCGGAGCUUAUUCAGAAGAGACUACCCAGGUUGUGUUCAGAUCAUUUCCCUAUUCUGUUGAAUUGUGGGGGCAUUAGAAGUGGUCCAAGACACUUCAAAUUUGAGAACAUGUGGUUGAAGUCAGAGGGGUUUCUGGACAGAAUAAGACAAUGGUGGUCUUCUUACCAUUUCCAUGGAACUGCUAGUUACAAGAUGGCUUGCUAA